GAUUGCACCUCGUGACUGCGCCGUGACCGCCUAUCGAUUCGCGCACUCCUCUUCGGGGAAAAUUUUCUGACGCCUCAGCUCCGCUUAUCGAGCGGCCGCAGCGCUGACUUCAUCCGUAUCACACGUUCCUGUAGCCGACGGGAGGAUAGCUCUUCCGUGUGGCUCGUCGAGGCGAUAGGCUGCUGUGCACGGCGUCGAGGAAUCCAAGUAUGAGAUACUGAAUAAAAUCUGCCACACACACAUACAGAUAAGGGAGGAUAGUCAAGGGAGUGUACAACUGGUAUUUCUUGGACUCAUCGCUGACCACAGCCAGACAAGAUGGGUUCCCUGUUCAGGAGCGAGGAGAUGACCCUCUGCCAGCUCUUCCUGCAGAGUGAGGCUGCCUACGCCUGCGUCUCAGAGCUUGGAGAGCUUGGACUCGUGCAGUUCAGAGACUUGAAUCCUGAUGUAAAUGCCUUCCAACGCAAGUUUGUCAAUGAGGUACGGCGCUGCGAUGAAAUGGAGAGGAAGUUACGCUACCUGGAGAAGGAAAUUAAAAAGGAUGGCAUCCCAAUGCUGGAUACUGGUGAGAAUCCAGAAGCACCACAGCCCAGGGAAAUGAUUGAUCUGGAAGCUACCUUUGAGAAACUGGAAAAUGAGUUGAGGGAAGUCAACCUAAAUGCUGAGGCCUUGAAGAGAAACUUCUUAGAGCUUACAGAGCUCAAGCACAUUCUGCGCAAGACGCAGGUCUUCUUUGAUGAGCAAGAGCACGCAGGCUUGAACUCCACCGAGUCCAUGACACGCGCAUUGAUUAGUGACGAUAAUAUCGCCCGCCAGUCCGCCCUUGGUCCUGUCCAACUGGGCUUCGUCGCUGGAGUCAUCCUGAGGGAGAGGAUCCCCGCGUUCGAGCGCAUGCUCUGGAGAGCCUGCCGUGGCAAUGUCUUCCUCAGACAGGCCGAGAUCGAGACUCCACUUGAAGACCCGUCCACGGGCGACCAGGUGCACAAGUCCGUCUUUAUCAUCUUCUUCCAAGGUGACCAGCUGAAGACUCGCGUCAAGAAGAUCUGCGAGGGUUUCCGUGCGACCCUUUACCCAUGCCCCGAGGCGCCAGCUGACCGUCGCGAGAUGGCUAUGGGUGUGAUGACCCGCAUCGAGGACCUCAACACUGUCCUCGGCCAGACUCAGGACCACAGACACCGUGUCCUGGUAGCAGCCGCCAAGAACAUCAAGAACUGGUUCAUCAAGGUUCGCAAGAUCAAGGCCAUCUAUCACACCUUGAAUCUUUUUAAUCUCGACGUCACCCAGAAGUGCCUCAUCGCCGAGUGCUGGGUACCAGUCCUCGACAUCGAGACUAUUCAGCUAGCUCUGCGCAGAGGAACCGAGCGUAGCGGUAGCUCGGUACCACCGAUCUUGAAUCGGAUGGAGACAUUCGAGGAUCCUCCGACGUACAAUCGUACGAACAAGUUCACCAAAGGUUUCCAGGCUCUCAUCGACGCCUAUGGUGUUGCCUCGUACCGUGAGAUGAAUCCGGCGCCUUACACCAUCAUCACCUUCCCCUUCCUGUUCGCCAUUAUGUUCGGUGACUUUGGUCACGGUUUAAUCAUGUUCCUCUUCGGCGGAUGGAUGGUCCUCAAGGAAAAGCCCUUGGCUGCACAGAAGUCUGACAACGAGAUAUGGAACAUCUUCUUCGGUGGUCGUUACAUCAUUUUCCUCAUGGGCAUAUUCUCCAUGUAUACUGGUUUCAUAUACAACGAUAUAUUCUCCAAAUCGCUAAAUGUGUUUGGAACCUACUGGACUGUCACCAACAUAACCACCGAUAAUGUCAUGAAUAUCAAGAGUUUCCAGCUGGAUCCCACCUGGAGCUAUAUUCAGCAUCCUUAUCCUAUAGGAAUGGAUCCUGUAUGGCAGCUGGCUGAAAACAAGAUCAUCUUCUUGAACUCGUACAAGAUGAAGAUUUCAAUCAUCUUUGGUGUCAUUCACAUGCUGUUCGGUGUCAUAGUUGGUCUAUUUAAUCACUUGUACUUCAAGCGCAGGAUAAACAUCAUCUGCGAGUUCAUACCACAGAUCAUCUUCCUGAUAUUCCUCUUCUUCUAUCUGACCCUCCUCAUGUUUAUUAAGUGGGUCAAGUAUGCGGCAUAUCAUCCAAUCUACAACACAGACGUAAAAACUUCGUCCUAUUGUGCUCCGUCGGUCCUCAUCACGUUCAUCAACAUGGUGCUUUUCAAAGCGCCAACCCAAUUACCAAACUGCGAUGAAUACAUGUACGGUGGAGAGCACUUCUUCGAAAGGUUCUUGGUACUAGUCGGUCUACUUUGCAUUCCCUGGAUGCUGCUGGCCAAGCCCUUCAUGAUGAUGAAGGAGAGGAAGAAGAAGCACAUGCAGUUGAACACACAUGGAACCGAGAACGGUGACAUCGAUGGCGGUGUGAUGCAGUCGCAAGGCGGCCAGAUGCAAGGAGGUCACAAGGAGGAAGAGGAAAUGUCCGAGGUGUUCAUUCACCAAGGCAUCCACACGAUCGAGUACGUGUUGGGAAGCGUCUCCCACACGGCAUCUUAUCUCCGUCUCUGGGCUCUCUCACUUGCUCACGCACAACUGUCCGAAGUAUUGUGGAACAUGGUAAUGAAGAAUGGUUUGACCCAAGAGGGAUGGUAUGGCGGCAUCGUCUUGUGGGCCAUCUUCGCUUUCUGGGCUGUGCUGACUGUUGGAAUUUUAGUUCUUAUGGAGGGUUUGUCAGCCUUCCUCCACACCCUUAGGCUUCACUGGGUCGAGUUCCAGAGCAAAUUCUACCUUGGUCAGGGUUACAGCUUCACCCCAUUCUCCUUUGAAAUAAUCCUAGAGACAGCUCAGUCUGCCACAGAAACAGUAACAGAUUAAACUAGGAGAGCACGAUUGCCUCGGUCUGGAAUUUCAAUCUCGAACUAUACCUCGGGAAUGAAUUGUAAUUGACGUUUCACUUAAUAAUGUACUUCUUUCUCUCUACUACGAUUAGCGUUGAAUAUAUUCUCAAGAACGAAAAGCCAAGACACUGCGCCUAUUAUAUGUUCGUUUUCGUUGACUAAUUUUUUUUUUUUAGAUACUAACCGUGUUCGACGCUCGGUUUGCUUGGACGAAACGAGCGACAUGAUUUUUGUGUAAAUAGCAAAAUGAAAUUUAUGAAAUCGGGUUUUCUUUCAUGGCAGAAUAAAAUGAUGUUUUAUUAAUCUUUUGUGUAUUUAUUGUGAUGUCAUUGUUUAUCGAGGAUUUUAAUGUUAAACUUUGUGAUUUUAAUUUUACAAAGCUUGUGAAAUGCAAUUUAGCUACCGCUAUUCCGUGUGAUGAGUAAUAUGUUAUAUUUGGGUUUGGUUUAAUGAGUAAUUUUAACGAAGCCAAUCCAUACGUUUACUUUGAAUCUCAUGUUUCGAAAUGCGCACACUAUAGAUUUUAUUAUACUAUACUUUUUCCUCUUCAAAAUUAGUUGAUUCCUCGUAAUGACAUAAAAAAGGUGUUAAAUAUGUGUAGAAAUAAGUAAAGCAUAAAUAAAUACAGCAUUAUUAA
This is a messenger RNA of Nasonia vitripennis (jewel wasp), 3513 nucleotides long. It is a transcript of the gene Vha100-1, whose product is annotated as V-type proton ATPase 116 kDa subunit a. Gene Ontology annotation, molecular function: proton-transporting ATPase activity, rotational mechanism; ATPase binding. The transcript is spliced from 10 exons. The record is from RefSeq and is a predicted model, not a curated record. The coding region runs from base 319 to 2853 and encodes 844 amino acids. Lineage: Eukaryota; Metazoa; Arthropoda; Insecta; Hymenoptera; Pteromalidae. Gene Ontology annotation, biological process: proton transmembrane transport; vacuolar acidification. Gene Ontology annotation, cellular component: plasma membrane; vacuolar proton-transporting V-type ATPase complex; vacuolar proton-transporting V-type ATPase, V0 domain.